AUGCUGAUUUGGACGCGCAGACUUCUAUCUAUAUUCAGUGUGGCUACGUUGACGCUCGAUCCACCGUCGCCAUUCGAUUACCCUGGAGCUCCUUUUUCAAUAGGGUACCUUGAGCAUCAACGCUCUCUAAGCUUGUUCCGUGGCUUACGAGGCGUCGCUCAGCGGCAUUUGGGCAAGAAGGUGGAGUGUGGGAGGAAGGAGGCUCGCUCAUGUACGGAUUCCGAGGACGAGGCUCGCAUAGAGGUCCAGGAUUACAUGUCGCAGAGAAACCCUGCGUCAGGUCCUUACUCGAAUGCUCCCGGUCGAGAUUCACAAUCUCUUCCUCCUCUGUCGCCUUCAUUGUCGCGGCCCCAAAGCUCUCACAAUGUGCUACCAGAAUCACCCUACACGAGUCAGCCUCAGGCUGGUCCCUCAAAGACGACACUUCCUCCAUUGGGCGCGGUCACCUCUACCAAUCGACUACCGCCCUUGUUGACCGAUCCAUCCCCGUCAAGGCCGUUCGGCAUGCAAAAUAUCCUCAAUCCUUCGCACAAUGAUGAACAGACUCGCUCACAGAUGGAGCCACCUGCAACCUCUGGUCGGCCAUCUUCCCCUACGCAGUCUACUGCGGCGCCUUCCUUGCCACAGAUUGCGAAGCGCUCCACGCAAAUCUCACCAAAGGCUGAACAAACACGCGCAUCUAGUAGCCGGGUAGAAAGGCGAAUCUUGACGCCGAGGUCACCAGGUUUGAGGACUUUAAGCUUGGGAGGUCGACGAAGCAUAGCUAUGGAUCUUUUCGGCACAUCACAAUCACCCAUGACGAGAGGCGACAGCCGGACGUAUACAACCGAGGCCGAACAGGGCAGAACUUCAGAACUCCCACAGCUGCCUCCUCCGACUCCUGUGGGACGUUCAUCGAAUGUGUAUCCAUCUCUGGCCGAAUCUGCUCCUGGUCAGCCCGGAAGGCCUAGCACUGGAAAAAUUCCCUUUGCGCCAUCCGCAAUUCAAGCGCAGGGAGAAAGUCCUAGCACUUCGCAUUCUUCUUAUAGUCACUUCAGUCAGUCAUCGCCCAUUCUUAGAUACGGUCCUCCCGCUCAACAUCCUUCAUCCGCGCAGUCUGGAUCUACUAGGCCAUCGGUCACAUUGCCAGCUGGGCAAUCGGCAACUAAUUUAGGAGAAGGACAGUAUGACAUGUCCAAGGGUUCUUAUGGAAUUUCGAUUCCCACCGAAGGAGGCCAGAUGCUGCUGCCCGUCGAGUUGGACGUUGAGCAAGCAUCCAAAACGGCAAAUGAGAAGAGAAAGCGCAACGCUGGUGCUUCGGCGCGUUUCAGGCAAAGGAGGAAAGAGAAAGAGCGAGAAGCAUCACAGACCAUAUCAAGCUUGGAAAGAAACCUGAGAGCUUUGGAAGAUGAACGGAACCAUUACCGUUCUGAGCGAGAUUUUUUCCGCGAGCUAUGCACGAGACAGCUAGGGCCGGGACAAAUGCCACAGCGUCCACUGACACCGCGUGCGCCACCGGCAUCACGCACAUCACUCGGGGACACUCCUCCACAAUGGCAAGAUAUAUCAAGAGAAACAAGCGAACCGCUUCCACGUAACCUUCGUCGCAGGACCGGCAGCUACCCCACAACCUUUCCUGCCCCCCUUGCCACAUCACCAAUGCUACCACUGCAGCCACACUCCUAUGGAUACGGUCCUCAGGCCCCAGCACCUAUACUUCAGAACACGUUCCCUCCUAUAAGACCUUCUGGAGCUCCGUCUUACCCACCCCAACUGGCUCCUUCCCCUCACUCUCAGAGCACAAUCCCUCCUACAAGACCUCCUGGAGCUGCAGCUUUUCCUCCGCAAUCUUCCUUUCCACCUCAACCACCACCGCUCCCUCAGCCGCCGUCCUCUCAUGAUCCGUUCCGCCGGGACAUCUACAGCAGGAGCUGGAAUCCUGGUCCUUGA
Messenger RNA from Endocarpon pusillum Z07020, 1929 nucleotides. RefSeq lists its product as uncharacterized. Gene Ontology annotation, biological process: regulation of DNA-templated transcription. The transcript has a single exon. The coding region runs from base 1 to 1929 and encodes 642 amino acids. The record is from RefSeq and is a predicted model, not a curated record. Gene Ontology annotation, molecular function: DNA-binding transcription factor activity. NCBI's taxonomy places the organism in Eukaryota, Fungi, Ascomycota, Eurotiomycetes, Verrucariales, Verrucariaceae.